GAGGCCGCUUUGCGCGGCGCCCAGCCCGCCCUCCCGCCAUGGCCCCGCGCGCCCUGCGGCGCCGCCCGCCGUCCCCGCUGCUGGCGCUCUGCGCGCUGCUCGGCUGCCUGCAGGUGACUUUUCAGAUCACCCCUCCAUGUGCCAGCGAGAGGCACUAUGAGCGUUUUGGACGGUGCUGCAACAAAUGUGAGCCAGGAACGUACAUGUCUGCCAAAUGCACUACUACCUCGGAAAGUGUCUGUCUGCCCUGCGGCAGGGAUGAAUACUUGGACACCUGGAAUGAAGAAGACAAAUGCUUGCUGCACAAAGUCUGCGAUACAGGCAAGGCCCUGGUGGCGGUGGAGCCCGGGAACCGGACGGCCCCGCGGCGCUGCGCCUGCACGGCCGGCUACCACUGGAGCGAGGACUGCGACUGCUGCCGCCGCAACGCCGAGUGCGCGCCCGGCUUCGGCGCCCCGCACCCGGUGCAGCUCAACAAAGACACGGUGUGCGAGCCCUGCCUUGUAGGCUAUUUCUCCGACGCCUUUUCUUCCACAGAAAAAUGCAAACCCUGGACCAACUGUACCAGUCUUGGACAGAUGGAAGCACAGCAUGGGACCGAUAAAUCAGACGUGGUCUGUAGUUAUUCUCUGACGUUUACAGAACUACCCAAUGAGCCCCAGAUUUUCUUGCCCAGUUUGAUCAUCCUGCUUCUCUUCGUAUCUGUGGCAUUAGUCGCUGCUGUCAUCUCUGGUGUUUACUACAGGAAAAAAGGGAAAGCACUAACAGCUAAUUUGUGGCGCUGGGUCAACGAGACAUGUGGCCACCUAAGUGGAAAUAAGCAGGAACCCUCAGGGAGCAGCUUUGGCCGCACUCCUCUGGAAGCCUCCAGCCAGCGGGGACUCUGCGACGGGGUCUUACUGCUGACCCUGGAGGAGAAGCUGUUCUCGGAAGACCUGUGCUGCCAGGUGGGAGCGGGGGCCUGCGGGGACGCCCAGGCAGAAGACACCAGGAUGCUCACCUUGGUCAGCGAGGUGGAGGGCGACUCCUUCAAGCAGAUUCCCACGGAAGACGAGUACGUGGACCGGCCGCCCCACCCCCCAGGCUCCUUACUGCGCCUCGCUGGGCCGGGAAGCAGAUGCUCACCCCCUUUCCCGGAGCCCCUGGAGGUGGGGGAGGAUGACAGUCUAAGCCAGGCCUUCACUGGAACGGAGAGCUUGCCGGAUGCUGAAAGCUGCCAUGUAGCCGCCGAGCCCCCGUGCAGGACCGAUUGGAUGCCCGUGGCCUCCGAAAAGUACUUGCAAAGGGAAGUGGAGGGCGGCCACUGUCCCCACUGGGCGGCCUCCACUCCAGCAGAUAGCUGCACAGGCUGCGGGAGCCCUUCUAGGGAGGACCGGGAACCCUUUUUGGAUUCCCUCAAAAGUGGACCCUUGCCCCAGUGCGCCUACGGCAUGGGCCUUCCGCCUGAAGAAGCAGCUGAAGAGGCGGAGGGCGGAGGCCAGCCCUGGGAGCAGGCUGAUGGGCAGCCUCCCAGAUCCAGCAGGGCAGGUCCUGGGGCUGGAAGCCCCUCCAGUGAGCAGCCGCCUGCAUCCGGAAAUGUGACUGGAAACAGUAACUCCACGUUUAUUUCCAGCGGGCAGGUGAUGAAUUUCAAGGGCGACAUCAUCGUGGUCUACGUCAGCCAGAACUCCCAGGAGGGCCCGGCGGGGCCAGGCGGCGGCGCUGGGGAGCCGGUGGGCCACCCGGUGCAGGAGGAGAGCCCGCCGUGCUGCGACUCGUUCGCGGGCCUCGGGCCACGCUUCCCGGACCCGUGCAGCGGCCCGGAGCCGGAGCCGGAGCCGGACAAGGCCUCGCGGCCGGUGCAGGAGCAGGGCGAAGCCCAGCCCCGCGCGCCCUGGGCGCAGCGCUGAGCGCCCGGCACCCGCGGUGGCUCUCGGCACUCCGCGGAUCGGGGAUGCCGCCGGAUCAGCCGCGACUUCCCGGCCAUCAGCCCACCCUCCGCAGCCCACCCUCCGGCCUGCAGCACCACAGGGACCUCGUACCCAUGGGGGCUGCGGGCCGCGUGGGCCCCGAGCACCUGCACCUGGCCGGGCGGGGCGGGGUGCGGCCGGGGAUCUGCCUGCACGUGGCUCCAAGCGGUACAACUGCGUCCAGUUACCUGACAUUCUCCACCCACCGUGCUAUUCGUUGAAUCGGGGCUUUUAAAAAAACGCAAACAGGGUUUCACCCCUCACUGGCGUGCAGUCACAUACCAGCUGAUGACUCAGGUACACGUUGCUCUAGUUUGGUGGCUCCACUUUUACUUCCUUUUAUGGUUUUUCCUCCCUCCCAAUACCCUGAGGUUAUUUCCUCAGUAGUCCCUCUCUUUGUGACAUGUUUUUAUGGCGGUCCUGUUGUAUUUGGGUCUGUGCUUUUCCUCUCCUGUGUUUGCAUUUCACUUAAUCUCAUAACAUUUUUCUCCUCCUCCACCCCCACUUUUUUACUAUUUAAGGAUUUUUCUUGAAUUUUCCCAAGGGUGAUGGUGUUUAUGUGUUCUCUGUUGUGCCCCUUCUCAUAAGAGUAGGAAGCUGUGUUUCGGUAAUGCCUGGUGCGAGGGGUGGGGGUGAGGGAGUGUUGGGGUCUGUACUAAGCACUUUUGGGGAAAAGGUUAGAAAUGUGAAGCCUGGAAGGAGGCUCAGGGAACAAGUGGAGGGACUUUGUGUUUUUGAAAAUAUUGCUGAAUUCCCAUUUUUCUAAAAGACGGAAAAGGGGAAACCCCUUUUCUCUCUCUGAAUGUUUUUGUUUUGUCCAUGGUUAGGCAGAACUGAGAUGAAGUGUGCAUCCUCCUCCCCAAAUCAUCCCUGUGGGGAAUUUAUUCACCCCUUCCAACAGAGGCAGCCAGGUACUGCUAUAAAUAAACCCCUAAAAAUGCCGGCUGCUGCAGCUUUACUUCCUCAUUCUUGAUGCCUCUCCGGGAAACGAUGUGGAGUGAAUGGGGCUCAGGGAUAGCCUGCACAGAGUGAAAAGAAGGUGCUAGGGAAGUUCAAGAAAGAAAGCAUACAGUUGAAAAGUUAAUAUGCAUUUUCUUUCUCUAAACCAGAGUGGCAUAAAUGCUAUAGGCAACAGGCCUUAUUUUCUUCCUAAGUAGAAGUUAGCCGCACAGAAGUGGAAAACUCUCCUGCUAUUUUCCAGUGCAUUUGAAUUAA
Molecule: messenger RNA, 3164 nt
Organism: Pipistrellus kuhlii (Kuhl's pipistrelle)
Lineage: Eukaryota; Metazoa; Chordata; Mammalia; Chiroptera; Vespertilionidae
Gene: TNFRSF11A
Product: TNF receptor superfamily member 11a
Exons: 10
Coding region: 39-1889 (616 amino acids)
Biological process (GO): multinuclear osteoclast differentiation; mammary gland alveolus development; lymph node development
Cellular component (GO): external side of plasma membrane
Molecular function (GO): cytokine binding; tumor necrosis factor receptor activity
Source: RefSeq, a predicted model, not a curated record